AUGGCGAGGGAGCAGCCCAGCAUGGGGGACCUCCUCCUGCUUCUGGAGACCUCAGACCUCCAGCAGCUUGAAGAGAUCAGAGGCCUUAUUAAUGAGCAACUCAGCACUGAACGAGGGUCUGUCCUGCUCAACGGGUUGGUGGACUACUUUUUAGAAACAAACUCAUCAGAGGCCAUACAUAUCCUUUGUUCAGUCAGAGAGCCACAUGACAAGCACCUUCUAGACAAGAUGAACGAGUGUAUGACCAAACAGGCCUGUCGGCUGCCCACCCUCACCAUGCUGGGCCACGUCAUCCGCAAGCAGCCAUCCUGGAUCCACAAGAUUGCCCGAUACCCUCUUCUGCUGUCGCUGCUCAAAUGCCUAAAGACUGAUACGGAUGUCGUGGUGUUGAUAACUGGGGUUCUGGUGCUGAUCACACUUCUUCCCAUGAUUCCUCAAGCGGGAAAGCAACACCUGUGGGAGUACUUUGACAUUUUUGGCCGCUUGGCAUCCUGGAACCUAAAAAAUCCUGGGCACAUUUCAGAGGUUUACUUGAUCCACCUUCACGCCAGCGUCUAUUCGCUCUUCCACCGUCUAUAUGGCAUGUACCCUUGCAACUUUGUCUCCUAUCUACGCUCUCACUACAGCAUGAAGGAAAACAUGGAAACAUUUGAGGUGGUGGUCAAGCCGAUGCUUGAACACGUCCGAAUUCACCCUGAACUGGUGACAGGAACCAAGGAUCAUGAGCUGGACCCUACCAGGUGGAAAAAGUACGAAAUCCACGAUAUCGUCAUUGAAUGUGCCAAAGUGUCUCUAGAUCCGAAGGAAGCCUCCUGCGAGGAGGGAUACACCACCAUGCCUGAAAACUUUUGCCCUCAGAUGCAUCUGCGACCACAAGACUGCACUUCCAGCCCCUACACAGAACUCUACAGCAGCCAUGGAAGCUCCUCAUCAACCCCGUUCUCCACUCCACGACAGCCGCUGCCGCCGCCUCUGUCUUUUCCCCCCUUCUCAGGAACACAGUCAACCAACCGUAGCCCCCAGACUACCAAACGACAGAACUCCACCUGUGAACCAAACUCCUCCUAUGGCGGGAAGGACCCACUGUGGAGUCCUUCCUCUUUGUGCGGUAUGGCUACGCCCCCCUCAUCAAGAGGCAUGUCGCCCAAUUUAGAGCUCUCCCAUAGUGCCUCACACCUUCCAAGCCGCUUCCACUGCACUUCAGGAGGGAAAGGAACAUCUGCCUCUAGUACUCCAGCCACCUCAUCACCACCACCCACCCUGUCGGAUGAUUUUCCUAUAAUCUCUUUACCAGCUAACACAGUCCAAUCCAGUCCACCUAGAAAGGAACGCAGACAUGUAGACAGUAGUAAGCCUGCACUGGUGAGACAGGAACCUGUGAAAGACUCGGAAAAAAGUGGAGCCACAAACAGAGAUGCUGCAGAUGCUGCGAAUGUGUCCAUGACUUUGACGGAGCUCUCGGUUUUCAUGAGAAGACAGGAGUUGGAGCUUCAGCUGAGAACGGAAAAGGAAAAAGAAGAUGCUGCUAUCGCAGAGGAGCUGCUCAAAAUCACAGAGGAUAAGCAAGAGCUGUCAGGUCUGCGGGGUUUCGACUCACCUUUCUACCGUACCACUGAGACUCUGACUGGCUGUCAGACACAAGACAAAAUUGUCACAAAUAGCCAAAUUGGAGGGCCCAUAUCCGACACACACAAUGUAGUGUCAACACCAGACAAAGUUGACAACACUGCAAGCACCAGCGAUGUUGGGAGUGAACAAUGUGGGGGAGUUGGAGACAACAGGAGUUUAGUCAUCGGCCUCGAUCAGUCCUGGCCGUUACUGUCAGGUUUCACCCCUAUUGAUCACCACCUGCACCGGAGCCCCUCUGCCCCAGAAGAUGAGGUGGGAAAAUUUGGGAUGCUCUCACCAAGUCCAUGCAACAAGACCCCUGCCCCUGUGCCAUAUGAGGUGUUCUUUGACCUGGCUUUGCCCAGGGCAGCCUCUCUUUAUGUAGGCCAGAAGACAUCUGAGGCUGUGCACAAAGCAGCACUGGAGAGACUCUCAAGACGAGAAGAGGGGUUGGAGGAUGGGGAAGAAGAAGGGGUUAUGACUGCUUCACCACUGGAGGUGCUGGAUCGCCUUGUUCAGCAGGGGAGCGACACCCAUGAUAAAGUCCUAAAGAGAUUACCUUUACCAAGUAAGUCAGCUGACUGGACACACUUUGGAGGUUCAGCUCCAUCUGAUGAGCUUCACACACUGCGGAGCCAGCUGCUCCUGCUGCACAACCAGCUGCUGUAUGAGCGCUACAAGAGAGAGCAACACGCUGUCCGCAAUAGACGCCUCCUGCGACGCAUCAUCAAUGCUACUGCACUCGAAGAGCAGAAUAAUGCCAUGAAAGACCAGCUAAACCUGCAGAAUGUGGACAUCUCGUCCCUGAGGGAGAGUUUGCAAGUGGAGCAGCAGCGCUACAGACAGCUGUGGGAUGACCGAGAGACUGUAGUGACCCGUCUACACACUCAAAUCAGACAGCUACAGCAAGGGCGAGAUGACUACUACACAAAGAACCAAGAGCUCCAUAGCAAGUUACAAGAGUGUCUGAAAAGGAUAGGUGAAUUGGAGGCAGAGCUUCAGGGGUCAAAUAACAGAGUCUGUCAAACUGGGCACCUGCUCAAACAGAUGACCGUCAAGUUAAGCAACAGUGAGAGCACUCAGCAGCAAAUGAGCAUCCUGAACAAACAGCUGCUUCUCCUUGGAGAGGCACAUAAACUGUCCAUGCAGGAACUGCAGUAUGUUGGUGCAGAUAAUACCAAGGAGGCUCGGAUGCUGCAAAUGUCCUACAGGAAGGAGAUGGAAGCCCUGAGACAGAACCUGCUGGUUCAGGGUCAAAAACUUGAGGCAGCACACCAGAGAGCCGCUGAGUUGGAGACCCUCCUCUCCAAGAAGGAACACCUCAUUGCAGAACAGAAGAAGUUUCUUGAAGAUGUCAAAUGUCAAGCAAAGGCAGAGCUGCAGGCCUCAGAUGGCCGGUAUCAGACUCAGAAGAGAAUCACCCAACUACUGCAGACUGAAAUCUUGCAGCUUUACAGCAAAGUGGAGAUGGAGUGUCUAGGAAGUAGUACCUGCCUGCCACCAGGAGUUAAAUCUGACCGACACGUGCCAGCUGACUCUAGCAUCCUAGUGCCAGAUGGGCCAAGUAAAACAUGCAACGAUGAGGAGGGGGACAAAAGACCACCACACGACUCACUUUGCGGCAACGGCAGCACUUUAUCACCAGGGCAACUAAAUGCAAGCAACUCUUCCAAAACCUCUGUCAACGGUAGGAAGGAGUCGGGCCCAUCUUUAAAAGUGGACUCCCCCCUCUCCUGUCCGCACACCAACCUGCUUGCAACUCUGACACCCUCUGAUGCACCACUUACUGUGGGCUCCUACCCCAGUGCCAAGAGUUUCCUUGGCAUGAGAGCACGCGAGCUGUUUCGCAACAAAAGCGAGAGUCAAUGUGGCGGCGGCGAUGAGGAGGAAGAAGAGGAGCAUCUGCAGCCGCCACAUCUCGCCGGCCUUGCACAAAGCCUCAAGACUGAGCUGUGCACAGAGCUGGGCUCCGUUGCCCACCCCACCCCUAGGUUGGCUGCUCCGAUCAUCGUAGCCACCAAGGAUUCCUCCGAGCCCGUGCAGCAGGCCCCGAGUCAGGAAAACUUUCCCAGGAAGAUAGGCCGUAGCUCGUUGGGGACGGGCCGCCCCCGACAGCAACAGCUAAAGAUCAUGGACUACAAUGAAACGCAUCAUGAGCACAGUUAA
Messenger RNA from Nerophis lumbriciformis (worm pipefish), 3774 nucleotides. Lineage: Eukaryota; Metazoa; Chordata; Actinopteri; Syngnathiformes; Syngnathidae. The record is from RefSeq and is a predicted model, not a curated record.